AUGGCUCCCAAGGUCGGUAUCAACGGCUUCGGUCGUAUUGGACGUAUUGUCUUCCGCAACGCCAUCAACUCUGGUGACGUCGAGGUUGUUGCCGUCAACGACCCCUUCAUUGAGACCCACUAUGCUGCCUACAUGCUCAAGUACGACAGCACCCACGGCAAGUUCAACGGUACCAUCGAGACCUACGAGCAGGGCCUCGUUGUCAACGGCAAGAAGAUCCGCUUCUUCGCUGAGCGUGACCCCGCUGCCAUCCCCUGGGGUCAGGAGGGUGCCGACUACGUUGUCGAGUCCACCGGUGUCUUCACCACCCAGGAGAAGGCCUCUGCUCACUUGAAGGGUGGUGCCAAGAAGGUCAUCAUCUCUGCUCCCUCUGCCGAUGCCCCCAUGUUCGUCAUGGGUGUCAACAACACCGAGUACAAGAAGGACAUCAACGUUCUCUCCAACGCUUCUUGCACCACCAACUGCCUUGCUCCCCUCGCCAAGGUCAUCAACGACAAGUUCGGUAUCGUUGAGGGUCUCAUGACCACCGUCCACUCCUACACCGCCACCCAGAAGGUUGUCGAUGCCCCCUCCAGCAAGGACUGGAGAGGUGGCCGUACCGCUGCCCAGAACAUCAUCCCCUCCUCCACUGGUGCUGCUAAGGCUGUCGGCAAGGUCAUUCCUUCCCUCAACGGCAAGCUCACCGGCAUGGCCAUGCGUGUCCCCACCGCCAACGUUUCCGUUGUCGACUUGACCUGCCGUCUCGAGAAGUCUGCCACCUACGACGAGAUCAAGCAGACCCUCAAGGCUGCCUCCGAGGGCGAGCUCAAGGGUGUUCUCGGCUACACCGAGGACGACAUUGUCUCCUCCGACCUGAACGGUGACAGCCACUCCUCCAUCUUCGAUGCCAAGGCAGGUAUCGCCCUCAACCCCAACUUCGUCAAGCUCGUCUCCUGGUACGACAACGAGUGGGGUUACUCCCGCCGUGUUGUUGACCUCAUUGCCUACAUCGCCAAGGUCGACAGCCAGUAG
Messenger RNA from Aspergillus japonicus CBS 114.51, 1011 nucleotides. It is a transcript of the gene gpdA, whose product is annotated as glyceraldehyde 3-phosphate dehydrogenase GpdA. The transcript is spliced from 7 exons. The record is from RefSeq and is a predicted model, not a curated record. Gene Ontology annotation, biological process: glucose metabolic process. Gene Ontology annotation, molecular function: NADP binding; NAD binding; oxidoreductase activity, acting on the aldehyde or oxo group of donors, NAD or NADP as acceptor. Bases 1 to 1011 code for a protein of 336 amino acids. Lineage: Eukaryota; Fungi; Ascomycota; Eurotiomycetes; Eurotiales; Aspergillaceae.